CGGCUGUGGCGGCGGCGGCGGCGGCGGCGGCGGCGUGGGCUGGGCUCGAGCGGGCGGCGGCACCUCAGACUCCCGGCGCGGGAGCCCACGCGGGCGGGCGCCUGAAACAAAGAGAAGCGAGAGUCAGGGCGCCGCGGGUGCGCGGUCAGUCGGUCAGCGCAGAGCCGGCCAGCGGGUGCCCGCGGAAGCCCGGAGCCCGGCCGGCCGGCGCAGCCUCAGGGCGGGAAGAUGCCGCGCGUCGUGCCCGACCAGAGAAGCAAGUUCGAGAACGAGGAGUUCUUCAGGAAGCUGAGCCGCGAAUGUGAGAUUAAGUACACGGGCUUCAGGGACCGGCCCCACGAGGAGCGCCAGGCGCGCUUCCAGAACGCCUGCCGCGACGGCCGCUCGGAAAUCGCUUUUGUGGCCACAGGAACCAAUCUGUCUCUCCAGUUUUUUCCGGCCAGCUGGCAGGGAGAACAGCGACAAACACCUAGCCGAGAGUAUGUCGACUUAGAAAGAGAAGCAGGCAAGGUAUAUUUGAAGGCUCCCAUGAUUCUGAAUGGAGUCUGUGUUAUCUGGAAAGGUUGGAUUGAUCUCCAGAGACUGGAUGGUAUGGGCUGCCUGGAGUUUGAUGAGGAGCGAGCCCAGCUGCACAUGGUUUGGGUCAUGCUGCUCUGCCUUCUGUGCUACCUCGUGCUGUUCCUCUGCCGACAUUCCUCCCAUCGUGGCAUCUUCCUCUCCAUCACCAUCCUCAUCUACCUACUCAUGGGUGAGAUGCACGUGGUGGACACUGUGACAUGGCACAAGAUGCGAGGGGCCCAGAUGAUUGUGGCCAUGAAGGCAGUGUCUCUGGGCUUCGAUCUGGACCGGGGCGAGGUGGGUGUGGUGCCCUCGCCCGUGGAGUUCAUGGGCUACCUCUUCUUUGUGGGCACCAUCGUCUUUGGGCCCUGGAUAUCCUUCCACAGCUACCUACAGGCUGUCCAAGGCCUCCCGCUGAGCUGUCAGUGGCUGCAGAAAGUGGCCCAGAGCCUGGUGCUGGCCCUGCUGUGCCUUGUGCUGUCCACCUGUGUGGGCCCCUACCUCUUCCCCUACUUCAUCCCCCUUGAUGGUGACCACCUCCUUCACAAGUGGCUGCGAGCCUACGAGAGUGCUGUCUCCUUCCACUUCAGCAACUAUUUUGUGGGCUUUCUAUCUGAGGCCACAGCCACGUUGGCGGGGGCUGGCUUCACCGAGGAGAAGGAUCACCUGGAAUGGGACCUGACGGUCUCUAAGCCACUGAAUGUGGAGCUGCCCCGGUCCAUGGUGGAAGUUGUCACAAGCUGGAACCUGCCCAUGUCUUGUUGGCUAAAUAACUAUGUUUUCAAGAAUGCUCUCCACCUGGGGACCUUUUCAGCCGUGCUGGUCACCUAUGCAACCAGCGCCCUCCUGCACGGCUUUAGCUUCCACCUGGCUGCGGUGCUGCUGUCCCUGGCAUUUAUCACUUAUGUGGAGCACAUCCUCCGAAAGCGCCUGGCUCGGAUCCUCAGUGCCUGUGUCUUGUCGAAAAGGUGCCCACCAGACUGUUCACACCAGCAUCGUUUGGGCCUAGGGGUGCGAGCCUUAAACCUGCUCUUUGGGGCCCUGGCCAUCUUCCACCUGGCCUACCUGGGCUCCCUGUUUGACAUUGAUGUGGACGAUACCACAGAGGAGCAGGGCUACAGCAUGGCAUACACUGUCCACAAGUGGUCAGAGCUCAGCUGGGCCAGUCACUGGGUCACUUUUGGGUGCUGGAUCUUCUACCAUCUCAUAGGCUGAGGCACGUCUGUGGACCCUCACAGCUUCCUCAAGAACCCUCCUCUGGGUGCCAACUCUGAUGGGGGAUGAGGGAAGGCCCUUUCUCUAAUUUUUGACCCUCUUUUUUGACCCUCUCUCCAUUCUUGACCCCCCCCAAGUACCCCUGCAUGCGCGCGCGCGCACACACACGCACACACACACACGUGCGUGCACACACACGCACACACACGCACACACACACACACACACACACAAACUUCCAUCCAUGGGCCUCCCCGCCUGCCUUGUCUCUUUUUAUAUAUAGUUUGUUGUUAUCAAAUAAAGUUAGGAAGUAUUUUUUUAAAAGAGUAAGUAUGGAAAGUCUCAUGUUCUCAUAAUAUUGAUGAAUUCUGAAGAGAUUGAGACCCAAAUUUUGGUCCUGGUUUGGGGAAAGUUUUUCCUUCAGUGGUUCUGAAUUGCACUGGAUUACCACUGUGUGCUUAGUGGGGCACUUCAAAGUGUAGUAGAUGGUUCUGUUUAAUAUUUGUUCUGGAUCCUUAGCACAUUAUGAGGGGGGAAAAAAAAACCCAGUUUAAAAUAAAAUGUAGGAGCAGCACUUUUGAAAUGGCUGAGUGAGGAGUUUGGCAGAUUCUCUCUCCAAAAAGCGGUGAUUAAACUUAACAAAAUUGUAAACAAACAAAGACCCAUUUAAGGUCUCUGGAAAUUAACCAAAGGACAUAUAUUGAGAGGCAUUUAUUCAAACGAAGCUAGUGAAUUUCAGUAAGAACAGUGAUAGUCUGGCCUUUUAGUCGGGAGCUGCUCGCAUCUCCCUUAGCUCUGUGGUUCCUCAAGUUCUACCCUGGGCAGGCAGGACAAGCCAUGAGGACUGGCAGCUCUGCUGUCCUGUCAGAGGGAGCUGACUUUAUUUAGAGCAGCACUUGGAAAAAUACAUGUCCAGGGCUGUUAUUGAAAACAAUAGCAGUCUCUGUGGCAAACAGUUGGAGAAAGCUAAUGUUUCAGGAAGCAGCAAAAUGGCAGACUAGCCAGAAAUUUAUCAGGGAAAUCUAGGGAAAGAGAUAGCUAAAGUAAGCCUUAUUGAGAUCACACUUAACCUCUCAUGGUCCAAAAGGCUGUGUACGUGUGCAAGGCUACACCUGUUCAGGAGAGGACAGAGAGAGCCCUUGAAAGCUACUAGUCCCUGGCUGAAUACAGGGUAGACUGAUAAACUCCCUGCACUUUGAAAGCCACACACAGAUUCCAUGGCAAAGGAUUAGAAGCCUUCUGACUCAAGGUGUUUAAGCAAAACCUCUGACCAAUCAUUGGCUGACCAUUAGGUUAUGCUGACCCAGGGGCAACCCCCUAGAAAGCAAGGCUUAAAAAGAAAAAAAAACUAAGCAGUGACAUCAGAGGCUGCACACUGCUGGGGAAACAGACUCCACACAACUAGGCAAGUCACUAAGUAGACAAACAAAAAACAGCAACAACAAGCUGGAGGCAGGGGUCAGAAUUCAGAGUUGCUACAGUAUAUUAUCUAAAAUAUCCAAUUUUUAACAGGAAAUUACAAGACAUGCAAAUAAGCACAAAAGUGUGACUGAUACUCAGGGGGAAAAGCAGGCAGUAGAUACUCUGAGGGAGUUCAGAUGAUGGUUCUUAGUAACAAAAGACUUAAAAGCAAUUCUUUUUCAGUGUGUUCAGAGAACUAAAGGAAAAUUUCUUCCUUUAAAGAAUUGAAGGACAAUUAUGACAGUGACUCAUCAAAGACAGAAUAUUA
Messenger RNA from Eubalaena glacialis (North Atlantic right whale), 3502 nucleotides. RefSeq names its product core-binding factor subunit beta (gene CBFB). Lineage: Eukaryota; Metazoa; Chordata; Mammalia; Artiodactyla; Balaenidae. The record is from RefSeq and is a predicted model, not a curated record. The transcript is spliced from 5 exons. Gene Ontology annotation, cellular component: endoplasmic reticulum; core-binding factor complex; membrane. Gene Ontology annotation, biological process: regulation of transcription by RNA polymerase II; Wnt protein secretion; canonical Wnt signaling pathway. Gene Ontology annotation, molecular function: transcription coactivator activity; sequence-specific DNA binding; Wnt-protein binding. The coding region runs from base 229 to 1773 and encodes 514 amino acids.